Molecule: messenger RNA, 921 nt
Organism: Dothidotthia symphoricarpi CBS 119687
Lineage: Eukaryota; Fungi; Ascomycota; Dothideomycetes; Pleosporales; Dothidotthiaceae
Product: 4-carboxymuconolactone decarboxylase-like protein
Exons: 2
Coding region: 1-582 (193 amino acids)
Source: RefSeq, a predicted model, not a curated record
AUGCGUCUUCCAUAUGUCUCAGAUCCUCCCGAGUUCGAAAAUGAAGCCGACAAGGCCGUUGUUGGGCGAAUCUUGCAACGCCGAGGUGACAAAGGUCUGAUAGCGUUAGACCGAACGCUCCUCCAUGCUCCGCCUGUAGCGGAUGGCUGGAACUCUUUCCUCGGCGCAAUCCGUACUGCGACCAGUCUCUCGGCCUCCGUCCGCGAAACAGCCAUAUGCCGCGUCGCCGUACUAAACAAAGCAUGGUACGAAUGGGAAUCCCAUUCGCCCAUCUUGCGCGACGCGCCAGAAAUCUCCCCAGAGCAUGUCGACGCCGUAUUACAAUCCCCGCCUCGCCAGGUCAAAAACAGCAUACAAGACGAAAAACACGCAGCUGUGAUGGCCUACACAGACGCCAUGACACUCGAUGUCCAGGUUCCAGAUGAUGUUUUUGAGAAAUUGAAGAAGCAUUUUAGCGACAAAGAGGUGGUGGAGAUCACGGCGACGGUGGCGGCAUACAACUGCGUGAGUCGCCUCCUUGUAGCACUCGAUGUUGGAGAAUGCAACAAGCAGGAGGGUCCCGCAAAGGAGUGGACGUUGUAAGGGGCUUGAAGAAGACGACACCAGUACAUACCUCUUCGCAGUCAAAUCAACAUCCAAUAGUACCCAUUUCAUGUAUCCAAUGCUGCCGCCUACCACCUCAUUCAAAAACAAACCUUCAUCAUCGCUUCACAUACCGACCCCCCACACUGCAGACCAAAACCCAAAACAUCCCCCCGUCCGUUCAUUCCUCACCCACUCACUCACUCAUUCCACACAGCGAAAAAAAGAAUUGCGACGUAGGCAGGAUUCGAACCUGCGCUCCCGAAGGAACAAGAUUUCUAGUCUUGCGCGAUAACCACUCCGCCACCACGCCCGCAAAUUGAGCCACCUGCCAGAAUC